CUAGUCAUUCUCACACAUACAUGCCGACGCCGCACGCGCACCUCAGACAUAGUCAACCACUCAGUCGUUCUCGAUGAUUGGGAAUUCUCUCCCCGAGUACAUCUUCAUUCGCGCCAGUAUCGCAUGUCUUCGCCUCGUCGCUCCUCUGAGCGUCGCAUACACGCUAACAAGUCUGUAUGCGGGUGAAAUUCUGUAUUGUCGCUGGCUUGGACUUUAUGCCAUUGCUGAGACAAUCUUCUAUGCCUUCGUAUAUGUCCCCAGAAGCUACUGGUUGCAGAAGGUCAAAACGCGAAAUCUUACAGGACAAUGCACAAACAGUGCAUGCGGUUUCGCGGGCGCGCUAGUUUGAUGAGUGUGUUUUCUAGAGUUCUAACUACCUAUGCAGGCAGCCGUCCAUCCGCCCCCAUUGUCAAAGACAGAGCGCGAAACCCUUUUCCUGCGAUGUGUUGCCCAUAUGGCCGGCACGAACAUGACCACUGGCUGGUUUUUCAACUCCCCAGAAACGUCCAUUAAACGUGAUAAUAUGAAGGAGUGGCUACUAUGGGCGUUAUUCAGUGCUCGCCCUGAUGGAAUGAAGCAAGAAUGGGUGGAAGAGAUAGAGGACUAUUUAACUAGAGUAGAGGAGGCCACGGGGAGCAAGCUCCCGCGAGGCUGUAGCGAGACUGUCAAGUCUAUGCGCACGACAUUGGACCCGGUCGUCACGGUGCACAGGCCGUUGUUCUGGUACCUUAUUGUCUCGAUUGUAGAUACAAUCACGUGUACUCUGCUGCUUCGAGGCGGAUUUAAGCACUUCAACACGAGUUCCAUAAGGUGCUUUCCCCCACGGUGGAUAUCCCUGCUGUCACAGCCGUCUCCUCAAUCCGACCUUGUCUACUGGUAUCGUCCGCACCGCUCCAAAACCAAGCCCCCGGUGCUGUUCUUGCAUGGAAUUGGGAUUGGCUUGUGGCCAUAUGUGACAUUCCUUCGUGAGAUCGCGGCCGAAGACCCAGAGGUCGGAAUCAUGGCCAUUGAAAACCUCGCCGUCAGCAUGCACAUCACCUACCCGCCCCUCCACCGUCCCGCCAUGCUUUCCGCGCUCACGCGCGUCCUCGACCACCACGGCCUACCUACCUUCAUCCUUGCCGCCCACUCUUACGGUACCGUCCUCGCGGCCCACAUUCUGCGCGACGCCCCGCUCGCUGCGCGCGUAGCAUCCACGCUGCUCGUCGAUCCGAUCCCGUUUCUGCUAUACUUGCCCGCGGUAGCGUACAACUUUGUAUAUCGCGAGCCGCGCACUGCAAAUGAGUGGCAGCUGUGGUAUUUCGCGAGCCGCGACCCGGAUAUCGCGCGUGCACUUUCGCGGCACUUCUUCUGGUUCGAGAACAUGCUGUGGAAGGACGACCUGGACGGGCGCUCUUGCGCGAUCGUGCUGUGCGGGCGCGACCAGAUCGUCGAUGCCAAGCAAGUCAGGCGCUAUCUGACCGGGACGGACGAGACCACGUUCAGGUGGGAGAAGGAUGGCUUAGAGGUGCUGUACUACCCGGACCUUGAUCACUCGCAGCAGUUCGACUAUCCCGAUCGUAGACAGCCCAUGGUGAAGAUCAUAUCUCGCUUUUUACACGAAGGUUAUGAUGGCAGGAAGAUAUAA
Messenger RNA from Postia placenta MAD-698-R-SB12, 1627 nucleotides. RefSeq lists its product as hypothetical. Bases 380 to 1627 code for a protein of 415 amino acids. Lineage: Eukaryota; Fungi; Basidiomycota; Agaricomycetes; Polyporales; Adustoporiaceae. The transcript has 4 exons. The record is from RefSeq and is a predicted model, not a curated record.